This is a messenger RNA of Geosmithia morbida, 1344 nucleotides long. RefSeq names its product AP-1 complex subunit mu. Gene Ontology annotation, molecular function: clathrin-cargo adaptor activity. Lineage: Eukaryota; Fungi; Ascomycota; Sordariomycetes; Hypocreales; Bionectriaceae. The transcript has 4 exons. Gene Ontology annotation, biological process: vesicle-mediated transport; intracellular protein transport. Bases 1 to 1344 code for a protein of 447 amino acids. The record is from RefSeq and is a predicted model, not a curated record. Gene Ontology annotation, cellular component: clathrin-coated vesicle; clathrin adaptor complex.
AUGGCGUCGGCUCUCUUCUUCCUCGACCUCAAGGGCAAGACCCUUCUCGCCCGCAACUACAGGGGUGACAUUCCCAUGUCGGCCGUUGAAAUGUUCCCUACGCUCCUAUCCGAUGCCGAAGAAGAAUCCUCGGCCGUGCCGCCGUGUUUCUCCCACGAAGGAAUCAACUACCUUUACAUCCGACACAAUAACCUGUACGUCCUGGCGCUGACGAAGCGCAACACCAACGCAGCCGAGAUCCUCCUGUUCCUGCACAAGCUAGUCGAGGUCUUCACCGAGUACUUCAAGGUGCUGGAGGAGGAGUCGAUCCGUGACAACUUUGUCAUCAUCUACGAGCUCCUGGACGAGAUGAUGGAUUUUGGCUACCCGCAGACGACCGAGUCCAAGAUCCUCCAGGAGUACAUCACGCAGGAGUCGCACAAGCUGGAGAUUCAGGCGCGGCCGCCCAUAGCCGUGACCAACGCCGUGUCGUGGCGGUCCGAGGGCAUCCGAUACCGCAAGAACGAGGUCUUCCUCGACGUGGUCGAGAGCCUGAACCUGCUCGUCUCGGCCAACGGCAACGUGCUCCGCUCCGAGAUCCUGGGCGCCAUCAAGAUGAAGUGCUACCUGAGCGGCAUGCCCGAGCUCCGCCUCGGCCUCAACGACAAGGUCAUGUUCGAGACGACCGGCCGCGCCACCCGCGGCAAGGCCAUAGAGAUGGAGGAUGUCAAGUUCCACCAGUGCGUCCGCCUCUCGCGCUUCGAAAACGACCGCACAAUCUCCUUCAUCCCCCCGGACGGCGAGUUCGAGCUCAUGUCCUACCGCCUUAAUACCCAGGUCAAGCCCCUCAUCUGGGUCGAGUGCGCCGUCGAGUCCCACUCCGGCUCCCGCAUCGAGUACAUGCUCAAGGCAAAGGCCCAGUUCAAGCGCCGCAGCACCGCCAACAACGUCGAGAUCAUUGUUCCCGUCCCUGACGAUGCAGACUCCCCCCGCUUCCGCACAAACAUCGGCUCCGUCCACUACGCGCCCGAGCAGAGCGCCAUCGUCUGGAAGAUCAAGCAGUUCGGCGGUAACAAGGAGUUCCUCAUGCGUGCCGAGCUCGGUCUCCCCAGCGUCCGUGGCGACGACGAGCUCGGAGGUGGCAUGAUGGGCGGUUUCGGUGGCAGCAUGGGUGGCGCCACCGGCGGUAAAGCAGGAAAACGUCCUAUCCAGGUCAAGUUUGAGAUUCCUUACUUUACCACUUCUGGUAUCCAGGUCCGCUAUCUCAAGAUUACAGAGCCCAAGCUACAAUACCCUUCUCUGCCUUGGGUCCGUUACAUUACUCAAUCAGGAGAUAUUGCCGUGCGUUUACCAGAUGCCGUCUGA